Linepithema humile (Argentine ant) is the source of this 3326-nucleotide messenger RNA. RefSeq names its product transport and golgi organization 6 (gene Tango6). The record is from RefSeq and is a predicted model, not a curated record. Lineage: Eukaryota; Metazoa; Arthropoda; Insecta; Hymenoptera; Formicidae. Gene Ontology annotation, biological process: protein secretion.
AUUUUUUUAAAUGUAUUUAAAAUGUGCGCGAACAGUCGUAAGGUCAAGCUAGGUUGCUUACUUAACCAAACUUACUUAACCAAACCUGAUCAAACCUAAUUUGAAAAGUCUGAAGCCGCAUGUAAUUAAUUUGAUGGUAAAAUCUGUGGAUAACAUUUAAUUGAAAUUUACGUUUAUUUAAGCAUCGAAGAACUGUCAAAGAAGAUGGAUUUUUACGAAAUAUUGUCUAUCUUGAUAUCCAAUGAUGAUGAUCAUGUUAAGAAUUUUGACGAUAAGUUGGCAAGAAUACUGCAGAAAGUAAUGCCACUUUUACCAGAAGACACAAGGCAAUUUGUCAAAAAUUUCUCUAACAGAGAUCAGUAUUUGCAAACAGUAAUUUACAUAUUGCGUAAUAUUAAACAAGAAAAUGCAAAAGUAGACACCGACGCACCUCUCAGUGUGAAACAAUAUCGUUCUAUAAAAAUUGCAGUGGAACUAAUAGUAUCAAUCGGAAUUAUACCUUGUCUGCUACCUAAUGUUGGCAUAGAUAUGGCUAAGCUGUGUCCUAAAGCUUUGAAUAUUUUGCAGGAGAAAGAAUUGAGCUGCCUGAAAAAAUAUGAAAGAUUAUGUUUUUCAACACAUUCACUGCUAGAUCUCUUUGAAGAUCUCAAUUUACGACCAGCUGUAUUUUCCCAACUCGGCCCUUUAAUGGCCGCUCUAUUACAAUUGUCACAUGCUCCACUGGCCAAACCAACAAGCGAGGUGCAGCAAUCCUCAAAUACAAAUGAGCAGGAAUUUCGUAUGACAGUAGAAGAAUAUCAAAAGCUGCAGAAUCGCCAAAAAGAAUUUCACACUAAAUUUAUUUCACUACUAAGCAACUGUCCUCAGUAUAUAUGUUUUCGAGAAUUAAUGAUUAUUCUGGGAAUGCAAAAUGCACCCAAGUGGCUACGCAGAGAAACUCAGAACUAUUUGAUUAAAAUGCUUGUGCAAUCGAAUGGUGUAUUGUCGUUAAUCACCGCAAUUUUUGAGGACGGUUUGGAUUUGGGUGCAGAUUGGACAAAGUUGGACACGAUUUCUAAGUUAAUAGCAGUGUCAUAUGGAAAAAAUGCUGAUGAAUAUUAUAAAGCCGUGUGUCCACAGAUUCUAGACUUGCUUUCUUCAGAUAAAAUAAAGCAUGGCUCGACGAUAGCAAACUGCUGUAUCAAGGUUCUAUACGAUUACAAUCCGGAUGCUUGUCAAAAGUACAUCGUAGAAGUUAUUUGUGCACCUUUAAUGAAAAAAUCAGAUGUCACGGAAUCCGAAAGAAGGGUAGAACAGUGUAUAGAAAACUUAACGAAAUGUUUUCUACCAGAAGACGCCAAGUUCAAGCAUCUACCUUGCAAAGUUAUUUUGCACAUUGCAACGCCUUUGUUCUGCCUGUACAAUAAAACGCGCAAAAGUGCUUGCGUAUUAAAAAUGAAUUUGCGACAAUUGCUGUCAAAUAUGCUCGCGGAUGAAACGACGCGAGAGAAGCUUUAUUCAGUUUUUCUGGGACACGUCACUUCGACGGAAUUCGGAGAUCACGUGACGUCAGAAUUCGGUCCGACCGGUGGUAUCGAAAUUACUGGUGCGAACGAAGAUUUGGAAUACGAAGAACUGGCCGAUACAGUUUUCGACUUGAUGACCACCGCGAAGGACUUGUCUCCCAGCCUGUUCCGUUACAUGCUACAGUACUUAUCGAACGUAAAUAAGCAAUACUUGACGUGGGACGUCAAACACGUGCUGGAGACAGAAGACGAUAAAAUGAGACGCGUUACGAUGCAAUUAGCGGCUUACAAACUCCUGUCGCAAUUAGCCAGCACAAGCACCGUCCAAGAUGCGCAAGUGAACAAUCCCGAGCCGUUGUUGUCGUUCAUAAAAUCGAUGCUGCACGAGUAUACGGAGAGUGUACGCACGCGGUCUCACCAAGGCGAAGCAGAAGAGAGCGAGUGUGAAGUAUUGUACAUCAGCCUAAUGCUGAUAAAGAUGAUUCUAAUCGAGAAAAGAGCCGCGAUCAACAUCAGACUUUUCAAAGAGUUCAGCACGUUUCUGCAGAAUUGUCGCGCGAGUAUGCCGACGCAGGUGAAAUCACUGAUCGACGAAGUGGUGAGCUGCAUCAUAACACACGAUCCGAGCACGGAAUCUCAGGACAGUUCCGGGAAAAAAUACUACGAAGACUUGUCGACGAAUCCGGCAGUGUCAAGCAAGUUUGACGAAGCCAUGAGAGACCUCUCGGACCCGCUACUUCCUGUUCGGGCGCACGGUCUCAUAACGUUCACGAGACUGAUCGAAAAUAAUGAUCCUAGCGCCAGAGCGCGCAAAGCGAUCGUUUUACGCCUGUUCCAGGAGAAUUUGAAGCACGAUGACUCGUUUAUAUACCUGGCGUCCAUCAAUGGGCUAUGCGCAUUGGCAGCUGCGUUCCCAAAGGAAGUCAUAGAGGCGCUUAUACCCGAAUACAUCGACAUGCCGAAUCGCGCCGCGGGCGCGGAAGUAACCGUCGAAACUAGGAUAAAACUAGGAGAAAUAUUGGUCAAGACAACGAGAGCCUUGGGUGAAAUGAGCGUGGUUCAUAAGAACGCUCUAGUUAACGGCUUUUUGUGCACGACUCGUGACGCGGAUCCCUUAAUACGAGCCUCCAGUCUUUCCUGCUUGGGCGAACUCUGCAAGGUGUUGAGCUUUCGACUGGGAAACGUUCUCGUCGAAGUACGUAUAUGUGUUUCACACAAGACAAAGUAUUCUCUGAAGCAAUUUCUUUCUUUAAACUCGAUUCGUUUUCAGAUUCUUUACUGCAUCACGUGCAUAGUCAAAUCGGACAAGGCGCCCGAGUGUCGGCGCGCCGCUGUGCUGGUCGCUACGCUCCUAUUUCGCGGCCUCGGCCGGGAUACAUUAAACAGCCUCGGUAGAGACCUGGUCGAUUUGUACCGCGGACUGAAGGAGCUGCGCGAUAACGACGACGAUCCCGUGCUGAGGCUUCACGCUCAGAUAGCACUAGAAGAAAUCGAUCACACAGUGCGGGACUUUAUAUUCGCGCCGUCCAAACUCGAGAAGACAUUCCUGUUGGAUCCAUUCAUGUGAUAAAACAUGCAUUCUUCCUAGAGCGCCUAAUGACAACUAGUAGAAAACAAUAAUCUAAUAAAUAUUUUCCAUAAAAGACGCCUGUUCACAACGCGUGAGAUGAACAAUUGAACAUCUACGUUACUGAAAAACAUGGCGGAUAUAAUUUCGGUUUCUUGCAUUGGUUUCUGCGUAUGAAACCGACGUUCAAUUAAAACCUGUUUGAUAUGUUGGAAAAAUGAGUGUCGGAUAAUCGUUCAAUAAAAAAAAAAAAA